CAGCUCCUGGACUGCGCAGCUCUCAACAUGGCCGCCCGAGUCUCCUCCACGGUAUAGUCCGGGUCCGAGUGAACGUGUCGGGUGUGUCGGUGAAGUGACCGGGUACGCUGGAUCCUCGAGAGAGCGGAGGAUCGACCGAGCAUGAGGCUCGGCGAUCCUUACUUCGACGAGAUUAGUGAGGUGGACCGAGGUGGACUAAGGACCUCCUCGGGCGCUAGUGAUCGAGGGGAUCUGCCCACAGGCGGACCUAACCGAACGAGGGCGCCAGGAAUACGCUCCAGAAGGAAUGCUGCAAAAACGGGAAAAUGAAUUUACUAUCUUCCAAAAAGAUCACAUCGCCAAUAUUUAUAAGGUACCAGCAGAGAUGCGCCGGUCGAGUCGUCAUCUAGCUACCUGUGAAUCAGUGUCGGCGACUCCUCCUCGAGUCGGACCAUGCCCUUGGCUCGAAACACCUGCACAGGAUGGCUGGUCCUACUGUUCUUGAUGUCGUCCACAGCUCACUCGCCCCUAGCGUCGGUCAACCCAUGGCUAUCGUCUUGUGAUCUACACCAGCCCUCUCCCGACCUACAGGGUCCUUGCGCCGACAGAACGAUGAUCAGCGAAUUCCCCGGGCCUCCACCGCCCCGCUGUCCGCCGCCGUGCUCUUCGACAUCACGAAACUCAGAUAAUACAACUCAGUGCCUUGAAUAUUUGAAUGAAUCGCACAAAACGGUUUUGUGUGGGGCCGGUGCGGGCUCGGGGCUGGCGACGAGACUACGGUUGAGGCAUUGUUGUGAACAUUCGGUCCACUCAUCGCUCGGAGCGGACCUGUGGAGUGACAAUGCUACGUGUGAGCGUGCUGUGCAGGCGCUCAUAGACACUGAUAGACUAGCCGCGUCUCUGGAGUGCGCGUUCUCGGAGGUGUUGUCUAGGUACGACUGCGGCCAGAGCUACUCGGUCAACUUCCACUGUUCUCACUGUCAGGAAGCGUACCGACAGUGGGUUUGUGCCUCCCUGGUGCCUCACUGGCUACAUGGCCGUCACAGAGUCAAGCCUUGUCGGUCCGUCUGCCAGAGGGUGGAACAGAAGUGUCCCUUCUUUCUACCGGGUGACCGAGCCCCCUCCUACCCCACCCAGUACGCUGGGGAACCCACAUUCCUGUGCCUCGAUCCCAACAUCCCAGAGACGGGAGAGCAGUCGCGCCGGUCUACCUACUCCUCCACCUGCUGUUUCGAGCCAUGCGCCGGGAACUUGUGUAUGACGCCAGCGACAUGCACGCCGGACUACCCGGAACAACUGGCACAAACCUGCGCCAGCGCGACGGCGCCUAUCCUUUCCCAGUGUACCAGUGGCGCACCCAGGGCUAGACUAAGCAUUGCGCUCUUCGCCCUACUUCUAGGCCAUUUAAUAGAUCGGCGGUGUAGAAAAAGAACUAAAAUCAGUUGGAAAUAGUUUUUACUAGCAGGGAGCAAUGGGAAGGGUGUGGACCGCUGUGUUAAUGCCUUAUUAUGAUAUGAAAAUCGGUUUGCUUCCAAAGUUCAGCAAGCAUUUCGUCGCACGUUUAUAUUGUUUUGCAGCCCUGUUCCUAUUGUUUUCCUUUAGGUGCCUGUUCUGGUCAUAAUAAAUAGUGAAAUCAUAUUCACUUUUAAUACUUCAGGUUUGUUUUCAUAAGAAGUUAUAAAACACCUAACAUUAGUUUCCUUCUUAUUAAAUUUUCAGUGGUGUCCCACUACCAGUUGUUCAUAUUUUUGGUAGGGUUAUAGUGAAGGAAAAUCUUAAGGCAAAAAUGUUAUAUUAUUUAUUAAAAACAAUGCUCAAGUUUAGUUUGAAAUCUAACAAAAGUCAGUUUAUUAAAAAAUUACAUUAAAACUCUUUAUAUGCAUUUUUUUUUUAAAGGUUGUUCAGUCAAUAAAAGAAAGCUAGUCAUUCCAAAACUUGAUUUCAAACCAAAGUUAAUCAGAUAGUAAUGAUUUGUUUGAAGAAAUAAUUUUGCAAGUGUUUCACAGUACAAGUGACAAAACCAAGCAGCAGUAAAUUUAGAUACAAACUCCAUGAAGUACCUACUACUUUAAACAUAUACAGAACAGGCAUUACUUUUCAGUCCGACCACUUAAAGAAACUAGAACUGUGAAUAUUCAAAGUUUUAAAUUGCAACAAUCAGUAUGUACCAAAGCAUAUCACUAACUUACAGGAAAUAACAGAAUGGUGAAAGUAAUUUAACAUAUUAUUAUUAUUAUAGUUGGUUUUAAAAUCCAAAGCUACAAUUCCCACUCCUGUUCACUAGUUCUAGUUUCUCAUAUAGUGGUGACAUAUUAGUUAUCACUCUUGUCAACAUGGGUUCUGCAUGAAACACAGUGAAGAAUGUUAAUUUCCGUCAGUGCGACCGAGAACAGGACUCAAACUUCCCAUCUACUCUCUGCCAGGAAAACGAUUUCUUACAGAUGAAAAACUUAAGACAAUUGUUUAAAAAUUUGUAGUGCUCUGAAGAGGACCUGGUGUUAGGACAAUUUUAAUAUUUAAAUAAAGGGAUAAAUAAUAAUUAAUAUAAAAUUGUCGAGGGUAAAUGAAUAAAAUAAGAAAUAAGCCCAAGAAUAGAUAGGGAAAGCGAAGAAAUGUGUGUUUGCCAGUUUGUAUAUUGUAUAGUUAUGUUUUAUACUGUUACGUUGAUGUGUGCGGUAGUCAGCCCUGCUAUGACACAUUAUUGUUGCGUUCUGUUCCACUUUGGAAGGGAGAGCUCGAUUUAGCCAGGAUCUGUUAUCGGAGCUGUUGAGAAACUAAAAUAUAAUUGAACAUAAAAUCAUUACGCAAAAACCCUAAAACAAUUAAACGGGGAACAAAUUAUAAACAGAUAACACCACAGUGAUUAAAAUUAAGACUUUCUUCACUGAAGUCCAUACAAUAGGUAUUUUGUAAAGUUGUAACAAAUUGAUCAAACUAACAAAAGUACGAUUUACACAUUUUAUAACUAUUUUUUUCACUAACCCAAUCAAUUAAAAAGAAUAUUUCUCAAUUUGUUUUAUGUUCUCAAGUUAGUGAUAUUAAGGAAACCGGUUUGAUUGCAGUGGAAAUCUGUUCAGUUACAAAACAGUUGUUAACCAUGUGUAUUUUUGAAAUUUCUGGUACUUUACAGGUUAUAUUGCAGAUAGUGCACUGCUCUCGACACCAAAGUGUAAACAGUUCAUUUACAUUUGACAAUGUUGAUAUUGAAAAUACUAUUCAAAUAAAAUAUAAAUUGCAAGACUAAAUUGAAAAACCUGAAUCUCAACAGUUCUCCAACACGCUAAAUGGGGUACCCAGGCCUAGAUUUUUUUGAAGUAACACCAAACCUAUGAAAAGUUUGGUAUGAACAACACGGACUGUCAACAAUAGAGGUAGCUGUAACCUAGGCUAAUAUAGUACAAUAUCCGUUACACGCACAAUUAAAUGGUAACAUUGGCCACAUUAAAAUUAACUAGGUUUGUCACAUCAUUAACAUUUUCAGUUUCAUUACGAAUACAUCAUACAUGUCCAAGAAGGUUUUAAUGUAGGCCUACACAAAUUGGUUACUGUUUAGGUUUAAUCGUAAUUAGUUUCUAAGGGCAGAGAGGUUGGAAAAUUCUUUUUGCUGUUACAUUCAAUAAAUAACAGUUGUAAACAAAAAUUAGAAACUUCACUUAGUACAGUAAACCCUCACUUGUCCGGACUAAUUGGAGAUGCACUUGUUAGGAUUAAUGAAGGUUCGGAACAGAUCCAAUAAAUCCAAUACAAAUAAAGUUUGGGCUAUUCCAAUACCACUUGGGUAGUCCUCAUAUAUAAAUGAAUCACCUUUUAUAGAGAAAAAGCUUCAAUAGUGUAUUGUUAUGUUAAAAUCAGUAAACUACUGAAGCACUAUAAAAUGUGCGACAAAACUCCAUAAUUUACAGUAGCUCAUUCCUAACCUAUCUGUGUCUGUCUUUUUACAAACUUCUGUCAAAUUAAUUGCUGUAGCUAAGCAAAGUCAAUGAUGUUGUUUGGAUCAACAAGGGUUUACUGUAUCCAACGGUUUUGUACCUUCAAUGUGUGAUAGGGUAUAGUUUUUCAACGUUGUUAAGUAAAAGAUUGUAAGUGGUUUCUAAUCAGUAGGCAUAAAAUUUAAAUGAUGCGAGAAUUUUACAUAAGCUGAAAAAGUGUAUGUAGAAUUUAUUAGGUGGUUAACAAAAGGGUUAUUUGUGGUUUGGAGAUGAACCUUUGUGUUUGUGAUGUGACAAAUAUUCUCCUACGUUAAGAUUGAGAUCUGAGUGGCCGUCGCCAAAUUGUAUACCGAUAGAAAGUAUGUGAUAUCCGUUUAACAGUCAGAUUAUAUAAUGUUAUAUGAUUAAAAGUAUUUUAUUUUAUAUUCCAAAACAUUAUUUGGGAAACACUUUUAAGCUGUUGAAGAUUUUUUAAUACAAAACAUAGUCUCAAAUGUGGGGUAUAUGAGACUGUCACAGUUGAUACAUUUUUUAAAAGCUUACACAUUUUAUAAAAUGCUGUAUAAAAGGCCUAAUUAAAAUGUUUUAAAGAAAAAACAAUACAAUCUAAAUCAUGGUAGAUUUUUAGUUGAACCAGAACAUUUAGUUGACUUAUUGCUGAUGGUACUUGUAAACACUGAAAGUAGUUUUGCCGUUUUUUUUUUUUUAAUAACAUAACAGUUCAAAACUGAGAUCAAAUUUAAAUUUACCUUAGUUAAGCAAAACACAAACAAAAAGAACCUAAACCAUUUUCAUUUUUCCAUAUUCUAAAACUUGAUUGGAUCAGUGACUAUUUUAUUUUGAUAAUCAGUUGCUUUAAACUGUUAAAGUGUGUUAACUUUUUAUGGCCGUUACUAUAAAACCCGUUCUUAUCAAGAUGUUAUCUAAAACCAUAGGGCCACAGUACAUUUAAAAUUACUGGUAAAAAGUUAUGUGCCCCCCACUACUUCAUCAGCUUUUACAGUAUGUUAAAUUUAUUCAAAUUAGUAAAGUUAAUCAGAUUAAUUUUUUUACCUAAGUCUUGUUUGUUGGUAGAUUUAUAUUGGUUAAGAGACCGUUACAAACAUUUGUUCUUUUUUAUAUAGUAUUUAUAAAACCCUUUGUUGUAUGCAUUAGACUGUUAAGAUCACAUUUUGUCUGUCUAAAACUGUUCAACUUGAGUAAAACCAAUCUGUGUCCAGAUGUCUAUGCAAGUAUUAGUGAGAGUGUUUCUAGACCAGCAUUGGAUGCUUUUUAGCACUGAAGAAAAUAACCAACUGAAAACUGACAAAACCAGUCAAAGUGACCUUUAACUUUUUUUCAAUUUAAAUUUGAAGUACUUUCAAAAUUGUAAGUUUCAAAUUGCCUCUGUGCCUGAUUGAACAAAUUUAUGACAAAAACUGUUCUGUUGUUUUAUGUAUUUUACAAAAAUUCUAACCCACAAUAUUUUAUAAGCAUCCAGAAUUUAUAGUAUUAAAAAUAAUCUGUUAAAACUCAUCGACAUUUAAAGAUCAAAUAAAGGCUCUCUGUUAAAGGUAAUACUCAAAAGGAUUGCAAAUUUACAAUUUUGUAUCAUACUAUCCUUAUUGUAUUUAGAAAAACUUAUCAAAAUUUCUACAACUAUGUAACUAGCGUUUCUGAUUACUUAAAUGCGUGUUGAAAUCCUUGUAAAAAGUAAAACGUAGCUCGAUAUCUAACCAUGAUGUUGUGUAGUGGAGAGGCAAUGUAUCACAAAGACUCACAUGUCACGUCGUAGGUACGUGUUGUAACGAAUAUUAGUUCCUCAAUAGUAUAGGUUACUCAUGGUACUUUUAUGUUGGUUACCACUAGCGGUCAGAACAUUAGUUAUAAGGUGUAUGUAUAUUUUGUAAGAGCAAAAUCACAUUUCUCUUUGGAACUGUUAUCCAGAUUACUAACAUCACAACAAAGUUGGCCAGUUGAAAGGGUUUUGUUGAGAAAAUCUUAGUUUCAACCACAUAGUAAUCACAACUCGGUAUGAAUUUUUCAAUUUAAACAGUACGCUAGGUGAAUAAAAUUUGAUUUCUGAAACUGUAAAUGAGUGCAUUAUAUUGCUAAUUAGUUUUACACUUUUAUUGUAACAGAUAUCUAGAUUCACAUUCCCCAAAAUUAUGUCACCAGUCAUAGAACAAUUGCCACAUGUGUUGUAAAUCAUGGUUCAAGGUUCAGCUAUUCGUUCAACAUCUUCCUCAAGUUGUUUAUUGAUGCUUUAAACGCAAACCUUUCUUGUUACCUUACAUUUGCUGGAUAGUUUUAUUUUUAUGAAUAUCUCUGUUUUUAUACACUCAAAAUACAUUGUACACAACUCCUCUAUAGCAAAACUGUAACUUACUAUGCUCUGAUCUCCAAAAAAAUAUGUGGUAAGAUCAAACUUAAAGAAGCACUCGAUUUUACUUAAUUAGUAUUCAAAUCAGGCCCGUGGUUUGCAUGUGAUGUGCAAUGGCCCCGAGAGAUAAUUGCGCUCUCUCCAUCUACCUUGUGGGGAGAAUUAUCUCUCACUUGCAACCCUGGGUUCAAGCCUAUUUAACAGGUUUUAAAAUAAAAAAGGUUAUAUAUUCUUUCAAUAAUAUUUCUCAAUACUAUUUCACCAAAAACUAUUGACAUUUAGUGAGUUUUGUUCAGUUGUACCGGUUGUACUUGGGGUAUUUUACACAUACAAUUUUAACCAAUUUAAAAAAUUACCAAUCCUUUUUUAUGCACCAUAUAAAAGGUAUACUCAGCUCCAUAGAGUAUGGUGAAGAUCUAUAUGCAUUUAUAAUUGACACUGCCCUUCAUUUAUGGUUUGGUAAUUUAAAACAAUGCCAUAGAAGCCAACGUUUUACCCAAUAUAAAAAUAAAUAUAUUUAAAGAAUAUUCAAAUUGAAUUGCAUUUUAAUAACCUUGUAUGAGAAAUAAUUCUAGUUUUGCACAGCCUAGUUCCAAAGAGUAAUGAUUGUUUUUGCAUUGAACUGUCCAUUUCACCUCCACACGUCCAUUGUUAUUUUAUUGUAUUGCGCUAGAAACAUUUUAAAUUGUUACAUUUUGUAUGAAGCAUUUAUUUUGUAGAAUCGAAAAUGUCCAAACGAGUCAAUUUGAUUUGGAACUAUUAUAACAAAACCGAGAUGUUUGAAUGGUUCGUUGUAGUUUCAAACCGUAUUUCUUUCGAUGUGUAUUAUUUAGCCUAGCGGUACAUGUAUAUUGUAAUUUAUUCAUCCGAUAUAAUUUGUAUCGUAAAUUUCAUAAGAUGUACGGUUAUUUUUAAGAAUCGGAAUUUUGUACAUUCAAAUUACUUUCGAGGUACCAGGUAUUUUAUAGUGUGAGAGUUAGAAUGAGUUACCAGAUAAGCAUUUUUAUUUUAGCAUUGUUUGUACAAAGCGGAGUUUAUAAAGGCUCUGACAGGGUCGGGCCGAAUAUUAAAUUAACAUCGCCUUACUGCAAAAAUAGAGGUUGCAAAAGGCAAGUAAGUGUGUUAACACGUUAAAAUCAAUUGAAGCAGUAUCGUACUUUUAAAAUCUCUUUUUAAAGACCAAAUUUAACGAAUGAAAUUUUAUUUUUAUAAUUUUGCAUGUCGGAUUGACAGUGGGCUCGAUGUACAUACGCUAGUGAGACCCUGCAGCAUGGUCCUACAAUGUCGACUGACUUCGCUUCACUCUACGUGAACAGGUUUUUUAUCCAACAAAUACUUGUAGACACAAUUGUAACAUAUGUAGAGCAGCGCCAUUGGCGCCAUAGAUUAGUGGGUGGCACUGCCUGACUUAUGUUUCAUUUCGUUGAUUGUUAUGAGAGAGAUGAAUUGUUCGUUGUUGCGACCUGUUGUUAAUUCACAAUAAUAAUGAUAUAAUGCGAAUAUAGUCCCAUGUUGAUUUCCCUAUCUGAACGGUUCCGUAGUUCUAUGCGAGAUAAACUAAUACACAAUUUUCGUUGUACAUAGAUAACAUUAUUAUAUUGAAAUAAUA
Messenger RNA from Macrosteles quadrilineatus (aster leafhopper), 7879 nucleotides. It is a transcript of the gene Mid1, whose product is annotated as NALCN channel auxiliary factor 1. Lineage: Eukaryota; Metazoa; Arthropoda; Insecta; Hemiptera; Cicadellidae. The transcript is spliced from 5 exons. Gene Ontology annotation, biological process: calcium ion import across plasma membrane. Gene Ontology annotation, cellular component: plasma membrane. The coding region runs from base 433 to 1431 and encodes 332 amino acids. The record is from RefSeq and is a predicted model, not a curated record. Gene Ontology annotation, molecular function: stretch-activated, monoatomic cation-selective, calcium channel activity; protein binding.